Molecule: messenger RNA, 810 nt
Organism: Komagataella phaffii GS115
Lineage: Eukaryota; Fungi; Ascomycota; Pichiomycetes; Pichiales; Pichiaceae
Product: Single-domain racemase, possibly non-specific due to the lack of the second domain
Exons: 1
Coding region: 1-810 (269 amino acids)
Cellular component (GO): intracellular anatomical structure
Molecular function (GO): pyridoxal phosphate binding
Source: RefSeq, a predicted model, not a curated record
AUGAUUCAAUCAUGUGAAUAUUUUCCUAUGCUUAAGCACUCUGUAAAAAGAUUGAUCCUCCUUCGAACGAUGUCUAACUACCCUAAAGCGACUGAAGAAAGAUCUAAAGAGCUUUUAGAGAAUGUUAAUCAUAUAUUGGACCAGAUAACCAGUGUAAAGUCGCCCAACGGGAGGCCUGUCAACUUGGUUUGUGUGUCUAAGCUGAAACCAUCAAGUGAUAUUAUGGCACUUUAUGAUGCUGGCUUUCGCCAUUUUGGAGAAAACUACGUUCAGGAACUGGUUUCAAAAGCACAAGAGCUUCCCAAAGACAUCAAGUGGCACUUUAUUGGUGGUCUCCAAACCAAUAAAUGUAAGGAUUUAGCUACCAGGAUUGAUAAUUUGUAUGCAGUGGAGACAAUCGAUAGCAUCAAGAAGGCGAAUAAGUUGAACAGCAGCCGUGAUGCAUCCAAACCUAAAAUUAACGUCUUCAUCCAGGUGAAUACUUCCGGUGAAGAACAAAAGAGCGGCAUAUCCUCUUAUGACGAUCUUCUCGCAUUGGCCAAGGUGAUCAAGAAUGAUUGCCCCAAUCUCACUUUGAAGGGUUUAAUGACCAUUGGGUCAAUUCAACAAUCUACAGCAGCCGGUGAAAGGAACAAAGAUUUUGACCAGUUGACGGCACACAAUGAAAAACUAGAAUCUGAUUUAGGAACCACGCUGGAGCUCUCCAUGGGUAUGAGCUCAGACUUCGAGCAGGCUAUAAGGCAAGGGUCUACAAGCGUUCGUGUUGGUAGCAGCAUAUUUGGUGCAAGGCCUCCUAGAAAUGGGCAUUAG